Molecule: messenger RNA, 5274 nt
Organism: Ectocarpus siliculosus
Lineage: Eukaryota; Phaeophyceae; Ectocarpales; Ectocarpaceae
Source: the annotation of a GenBank genome assembly
AUGGCGUGCGAGAAUCCUGAGCACGCGGCUCUCGAGAGCGAGCUGAACGAUGCGCUGGAAGAAGCCCUGCAGAUGGAGGAGCGCCUCGCCGCGUACGAGGCGGCUGGGGCGGGGGCUGGCGUCGACGGCGGGGGUGCUGCUGCGGCGAAGGCCUUGGAGGAGAUCGCAGCGCUGACGGAGCAGGCGGAUACUCUGGAGAAGGAGCGCGAUGCCUACGAGCAGGACUACUUGAACCAGAAGGAUAGGGUCGACAACCUGGAGACGCAGCUCGAGGACAAGGAUCGGAAGGUCAAGGAGCUGGACAAGCUGCGGCGGAAGCUCGAGGAAGACUUGGAGAACACGCGGAAGCUUCUCCAGACCGAGAAGACCAAGGCCGCGGACGCUCAGAAGCGGGCCGGCGGCGCGGACAAGACGAGGCGCACCGAGCAGAGAGACCAGAUCAAGGUCCUGCAGGAGCUGCAAGACCUGAGGGAGCGAGCGGAGGACCUAGAGGCUCAGGUGAAGGAGAGGGACGUGGUGGUGGAGGAGCUGGUGCUGAGCAACCAGGCGCAGAUGGAGAGAAACGAGACCCUGACGGUACAAAACGAAGACCUCCGGGGGGAGUUCAACGAAGCGAGCCAACUCCUGGAGGAGAAGGUGCGGGAGCUGCUGGAUUGCCACGACCAGCUGGAGGUGGCCAGGGAGGCGGAGGAGGAGUACGAGCGCCGCCUGGACGAGGAAGAGGCGAAGGGCAGAAGGAGGGUCCACGCGCUUGAGGAUGAGUUGCGAGCCGAGAAGACCGUUGUUGCUCAGCUCCGUGAGGAAGCGGCGAGGGCGAACGAGCGGGGUGGGGCGGCGGCACAGUGGCAGCGAGAGCAGGAGCAGCUCAGAGCGGAGGUGGAGCGUCUCGAGCGGGAUCUGCUGAAGGAGUCUAGCGCCGCGGAGCAGGCGGGCCUGGACCUGGAGGUGCUGACGGAGGAGUUGGAGCUGGAGAGGCGGAAGAACCGAGACCUGCCGCACGAAAUUCGCCUGGGGGAGGCCCACAAGGCCGAGGCGCUAGAGGCUAAGGUGAAGGCUCUGACCUCAGACGUGGAGACCGAGAAGCAGCGGUACUCCGAGCUGGAAGAGAGGAAGGACCACCUGGAGGAACAGCUGCAGGAGGUGGAAGACUGGAAGAACAAGUACGAGGAAGGACACGGGCUCGUCGACGCCGUUCAGUUCCAGAAAAAGCUCAAGAACGAUCUCCACCGCUUGGAGACUGAGCUGGAGCAGCGGAGCUUGAAGAUGGGAGAGGUCAUGGACGCCAACGCGGUGUUGACCAUGACCUGUCAAAGGCUCAAGGAAGAGGCAGGGAAGCCGGAAGACUUCUCCUACGGAGAUCUGGCAGCGGUCAAGAAGGCACAGGCCGGGGAGGUCGCCCGCAUGACCGCAGUCGCGGCGGAACUCCAGACGCAAGUGGACGACCUUAACGACGAACGGGUGCGGCUCCUGAAGAAGCUAAGGGAUGGGGCGGGGGCAGGAUCGGGCGCCCCCACACACGGGGCUGCUGAGGGGAGACAGGGCGACGAAGACGAAAGGAGGCAGCAAAAUACAUCAAGCGACGGCGAAGCGGCGCAACUGUCGGAGGCGGUGAAACGGCUAGCCCUCGAGAUAAGCCGAAGGGACGCGCAGAUCGAGAAGCUCGAGAGGUCUCUCCUCUCGCUGGGCGGAAACGACCCCACCUUCACCGAGAGAGGAGGGGCGGGGGCAGGGAACCCAACAGCCGCAGAAGCGGGCACGGAUCCCGCAUCGUCAGCCGCAGCUGCAGCAGCAGCCGCGACGACGCCUGGCGGCGCGGCAGUGGCUUCACCCCGAGCAUCCUCAUCGGAUGGCGGAAACGUGGCUGAGGAAGGCGCUGGGGUGCUGCCCAGCCGUGAAGAGUUGGACCAGCUCACCAAAGAGAAUAGGUCGCUGAGGGAGGCGCUGACGGCCAUGGCUGUCAAGAGUGGCGCAGGAGACGCCCGCGCAACAGCAGGAGACGGUAGCGGUAAACCUACCCCUGUCGACGGCGGCGCAGAGGAGGCUGGCGCGAAGGAGCAGAGAGCUGUGGAAGAGAUGGAGGCCUCGAGCAAGCUGCAGCAAGAAGCGGCGGACAAGCGGGUGGAGCAGCUGACCCGCGUGAACGAGACUAUCAUGCGCCAGCUGCAGACUCUCAUGGCGAGGAAAGACAGCCCCCGGGAGGCUGCCCGGCGUGCUAGUAGAGCGGUGGGUGGCGGGCGGGCGGCGGCGGCGGCGGCGGCGGCGGCGGCGGCGGCAGGAGGGGAUAAGGAUAAGGACAAGAGCGAGCCCGCUGCUGCGGUCCAGGCCGACAUGCAGCGCUUGAUUGCGGAGAUGGGAGACCUUCGUCAGCUCGUGGCCGGAGGCUUCGCCAACAAGAACACCGCCAAAGCCGCUAGAAACCCGGGGACGGUACCCUCCCAUCCCCGUGGGGUUUCCGGCGACGGCGACGGAGGCGGUGUGGUGCCCAGUGAUUUCCACGCUCCUGCAACGACAGGUGCUUCCCGAGGGGAAGCCGCGGGCGGGGAGGGGGUCCGCGGAAUGAAGGAGGGUGGUACCACCCUGGAAGAGGCGGAGGGGGGCGGCAGGGGGGGGGGUGUUCCCGCUCCCGCGACCGGGAGCGCGGAGGAAUUUUCCGAGAAGCCACAGCAGCAGGGGGGGCCUAAGACCGCUCAGGGGCAGGAAGCUCUCCGAUGGCAGCUAAGGCGACUAAACCUCCCCCCGGAAGAGUGGGCCGAGGACGUCAGGAACAUCAACGCGCAGCUCGUCGAGGCCCUGGAGCAGCUGCGAGAGAGGGAGGCGGAGCUGGACGAGCACGAGGAGUUGAUCGUCAGGUACGAGAGAAACCUGUCCGACAUGCGGGCGCAGGUGGCCGCUCUCUACCGCGAUCACGCCGACCGCGAGAAGGAGUUCGACGAGAAGCAGAAGGCGUCCAAGGCGGAGGCGGGCGUUUUGCGGGAGGAGAGGGACGCCCUCGCCGUGCGGGCGAGGCGGCUGCAGGAGGUCCUGGAUGUGGAGGACGAGGCCGCGGACGACCCCACGGCGCCCCACAGAGCUCUCCGCGACCUGAGCCGUAAGGUUUCCGUGUUGGAGGUUAACGAGGCGGUCAUGGCGAGGAGAUUUACCUCCGUGAAGGAGCAGCUUCAGGUGGAGGCCGAGGCCAGGGCGGCGUCCGAGCGGGAUUUCCUAGAGAUGUCGACGGCGGGCAAGACUAGGGUGCUGUACCUGGAGCAGUGGAAGGCCGGCGCGUCGGCGAGGCUGCUGCGGCUGCAGCAGAGGCUGGACGUCAGCGUCCCUGAACAGGAUCUGGUGUGCACCAGGCGGGAGCUGGAGCAGCUCCAGGAAGAGUUCUUGGGGCUGCUGCACAGCAGUGCGGAGUCUAGGGUGGAGGUCACGAAGCUGCGGGGACUGCCCGAGCGAGUCCGGCAGUUGGACGAAGAACUGUGUUCGGCGAGGACCAGCCUGGCCGCCGCUGAAGAGACCUCGCAGCAAGCCAACCUGAGGCUGGAGAAGGCUGACGCACGCGCAGAGGCUGCGGCGAAGGAGGCGAGCGCCCAGGUGGCCGCCGUCGCCGGCGGUGCUACGCAGGCGGACUUUUCCGGGCUCCUUGCGGAGGUUGCCAAGCACCAAGGCGAGUGCGCCAAGGCGGAGGUAGAGCGCUCGGCGGCGGCGAGGCGGGCGGAGAUGGCCGAGAGAAGGGUGGCCUCGCUCGAUGCGGAGUGCCGCGCGGUCAAGGAGCGCGCGCUUAGCCUGGAGGCCCGCGAGAGGGAAGCGCGGCAGAACGCCCAGGUGGCUGCUGCAGAGCUCAUCAAGGUUCAGAACCGGUUCGAGGGCGGCCUAACCGGCGAGCAGGCGCAGUCUCUUGAGGAGAGGCUGGAGGCGGAGUUGGUACGGGGGGAGGCGUUGGCCUUGGAAGCCGACCGGCACAAAGAGAUCGCCGACAUCGCUUCCGAGCAGACUCUUGCCCUGAACCACCAACGCAAGGAUACAGAGGAUGAGCUGGCUGAGCUGCGGAAAACCGUGUCCGACCUGGAGAGCCGGAGCGAUGACGACCGCCUCAUCGGGCAGCUCCAGAGGAAGCUCACGGCAACGAAGGUGGCUGCCCUGAAGGGUGCUCUGAUCGACUUCGCGGACGGUAAAUCGGGAUCCGACGCCGGUAUCACCGGGCCGGACGGGGCUGCCGGGCCCGAGCGCGGGCUGACGAUAACUCGCGCAAGGGAGAUAGCCGCCAGGGUGUCGGAGCUCACGGCCGCUCUCGAGACAAGCGAGGCGGGCCUUAGGGUCGCGGAGCUGUCCCGCCGGUCGGCGGAGGUCGACGCCGAGACCGCGGAGGAACGCCGCCGCGACCUGGAAACCCUCGUCGCAGACCUGAAACGCCUCGUCAUCCCGGGUAAUCGCGCCGCUGCCGCCGCCGGUGGUGGAUCAAGCAGCGUGUCUAGGGUAUCAAGGGACAACGACGACGACGACAACGCGGUCGGCGGUAGCGGUAGCAGCAUCGACGGUGGGUCGUUGCCGUCGCCGCCUUCCUCCUCCGCCGCCGACAACAACGAGCGCCGGUACGCGGACGGCGCGUACGCUAGCGCCGCCGUGGAGACGGCGGCCCGGCGCCUCCUCUCUCUUAGCGAGGAGCUCCGCGCCGCCAAGCUCGAGGCCGCAGGUCUCCGUCGCCACGUGUCGAGCCUUCGCGAAGACCGCCGUCACCUGGAGCGCAAGCUCGGCGCCUCCGAGGCGGCGGCGCGGGCGCUGGAGGAGGCCAAGGCGGAGGCGGAGACCCGCGCCCUUCUGCUCGCUGACGGGCGCGAGGAAGAGGAAGGCCAUGUGGACGGUGGUAGGUUUGGGGUGAACGAGGGUGUGGCGCGUGAGGGCGGCGGCGGCGGCGGCGGCGGCGGUCUUACGAGUAGCCGAGCAGGGAGGACAGCCACCGGCGGCGAGGGCGGCAGCAACGGUGCUGGGGGAACCGGCGGCGCGGCGACGGGCACCGCCGGCGGGUUUAGCGCGGAGGAACAGCGCUUGCUGGUGGCGGCGUACGCGAUGCCCGCGGGAGCGGAGGCGGACUUCGGUGGGCUAGACCCGGAGGGAACCCUGCUGCGUCUGCGAGACGCCCACGCGAAGGCUGCGUCGUUGACUCGAGCGCUGGAGGGGGUCAAAGCGGAGAGGGACGAGGCGACGGUCAAGGUGGAUGAGGCAUUGCGCACCAGGGGGGAUCUGCAGAGAGCUCUUCGUGCGGAACAUUUGAUAUACGUUUUGGGAAAUUGGUGA